This is a messenger RNA of Piliocolobus tephrosceles (Ugandan red Colobus), 672 nucleotides long. Its product is annotated as protein SSX4-like. The record is from RefSeq and is a predicted model, not a curated record. Gene Ontology annotation, cellular component: nucleus. Bases 160 to 672 code for a protein of 170 amino acids. NCBI's taxonomy places the organism in Eukaryota, Metazoa, Chordata, Mammalia, Primates, Cercopithecidae. The transcript has 7 exons. Gene Ontology annotation, biological process: regulation of DNA-templated transcription.
CCAGGCUCCAGGGACAGAACCUUCUCAAAAGCGGGGCGGAGACUCUGAUUUUCCCGCCGAAAGCAUCCCCUUGGAUUGGCUACUUUAAGUUCAGAGUGCGCAUACUCUGAUUUGCUCUUUUGAUUCGUCCACAAUCAGGGUCAGACUGCUCCCGCUGCCAUGAACGGAGACAACACCUUUGCAAGGAGACCCAGGAAUGAUGCUCAAAUAUCAGAGAAGAUACAAAAGGCCUUCGAUGAUAUUGCCAAAUACUUCUCUAAGAAAGAGUGGGAAAAGAUGAAAGCCUCAGAGAAAAUCAUCUAUGUGUAUAUGAAGAUAAACUAUGAGGUCAUGACUAAACUAGGUUUCAAGGUCACCCUCCCACCUUUCAUGUGUAGUGAACCGGCUGCAGACUUCCAUGGGAAUGAUUUUGAUAAUGAUCGAAACCGCGGGAAUCAGGUUGAACAUCCUCAGAUCACUUCCAACAGGCUCCAGAGAAUCUUCCCAAAGAUCAUGCCCAAGAAGCCAGCAGAGAAAGAAAAUGAUUCAAAGCAAGUGGCAGAGGCAUCUGGCCCACGAAAGGGUGGGAAACAGCCAUGCCCCCCGGGAAAACCAAGUACCUCUGAGAAGAUUAACAAGAGAUCUGAUGUGCUUCAGAGAUAUUGCAGAUUCGGUUCCAGACCACUGCAAUAA